AAAUUCUCUAGAAAAUAGAAAAAGAAAAAAAAUUAUAUACAGUAAUAAUCAAUUCUGCAAGGCUCAUCUCCUUUAUAAAAUCUGCAUCAUUUUUCAUCCCUUCUGCACCAUAUCCAGAUCUGAUAAUUAAGCUAAAUAAUUCAACUCUUCAUUUGAGCAGAGCUGAGCUAUGUCUACCAAUUCACCACUUGUUUCAAUUCUCUUAUCCAUAUUAUUAUGUGGAUUCUUUACCAAGAUAACUAUCGCAUUCUCAAUUGAAGAAGCAACCAUAGAUGAUCUUCUGCUGGCAUUUAAGCAAAAAAAUCUAACCUCCAGACAACUCGUUCAGUUCUACCUCGAUCAAAUCAGCAGGCUCGAUCCGAUCCUUCUAGGGGUCAUAGAAGUGAACCCUGAUUCUCUCGACCUGGCUGACAAGGCUGACCAAGAGCGUGAGGCUAAGGUUCCAGGAUCUUUGCCUAGUUUGCAUGGCAUUCCAAUCCUGCUCAAAGAUAAUAUAGCAACCAAAGAUAAGCUCAACACCACUGCUGGCUCGUACGCGCUGCUCGGCUCAGUCGUGCCCAGAGAUGCAGGUGUGGUGGUCAAGUUGAGGAAAGCUGGCGCCAUCAUAUUAGGGAAGGCUAGCAUGAGCGAAUGGGCUGGUUUUAGAUCGAGGUAUUUACCUUCUGGUUUCUGUGAAAGAAAAGGUCAAGGAAAGAAUCCUUAUGUUCAAUCGAAAGGGCCUUGUGGGUCAAGUAGCGGAUCAGGAAUAUCAGUGGCAGCCAAUAUGGCAGCAGUUUCCCUGGGGACGGAGACUGAUCACUCCAUCUUAUGUCCAGCCAGUGUUAACUCAGUUGUGGGUAUCAAACCAACCGUUGGUCUCACUAGUAGAGCUGGAGUUAUCCCGACAUCCCCCAGACAAGACACAGUCGGUCCAAUUUGCCGGACAGUAAGAGAUGCUGUUUACAUGCUUGAUGCCAUUGUGGGCGUUGAUUACGAUGAUAAUGCAACUAAAGAUGCAGCCCAGUUCAUUCCACCCUCUAGCUACAAGCAAUUCCUUAAUCCUAAUGGCCUUGAAGGGAAGCGAUUAGGGAUAGUCAGGAAACCCUUCUUCGAGUUCAUUAAUGACGAGGGAUCUGUUCUUGCUCUAGCUUUCGAGCGCCACCUCAACACACUAAGGCAAAAGGGAGCAAUUCUGGUAGAUCAUUUGGAAAUUUCCAACAUUGAUGAGAUCUUAGAUGUCACUGCAAGCGGUGAACUAGUUGCAAUGUUGGCUGAGUUCAAGCCAGCUUUAAAUGCAUACCUAAAACAACUGGUGAAAUCCCCGGUACGAACCUUAGCAGACAUCAUUGCCUUCAACAAGAAAUUCUCCGACUUGCAACAAGAACUGUUGGAAGAGUCUGAGUCCAUGGAAGGAGCAGACGAAAAGCUGAAUGUAGCAGUGGAAAAUAUGAACAAACUUUCAAUAAAUGGAUUGGAGAAAUUGGUGAGGGAGCAUAAUCUAGAUGCCCUAGUGGCUCCUUAUGAUAUGGAAAGGAGCUCAGGUAUAUCAACUGUCUUUGCAAUUGGAGGAUAUCCAGGAAUCACUGUCCCUGCUGGGUAUGACACUACGGGGUUGCCCUUUGGCAUCUGCUUUGGAGGAUUAAAGGGUACAGAGCCAAAACUAAUAGAGAUUGCUUAUGGCUUUGAGCAGGCCACUAAGAUAAGGAAGCCUCCUGUCAUUCAAGCCAUGUCACUUUAAAUUAAAAUUGGAAGCCUCCUCGAGUUCAUUAGAACUCGAGGAUUUAGAAUAAAGUUUCCAAAUUUCUUCAGCUCGAUUUAAAUAAAAAAAAAAUAUUAUAUGUA
Molecule: messenger RNA, 1821 nt
Organism: Manihot esculenta (cassava)
Lineage: Eukaryota; Viridiplantae; Streptophyta; Magnoliopsida; Malpighiales; Euphorbiaceae
Product: probable amidase At4g34880
Exons: 5
Coding region: 170-1717 (515 amino acids)
Source: RefSeq, a predicted model, not a curated record